This is a messenger RNA of Gadus macrocephalus (Pacific cod), 5165 nucleotides long. It is a transcript of the gene sorbs3, whose product is annotated as sorbin and SH3 domain containing 3. Gene Ontology annotation, molecular function: protein binding. The record is from RefSeq and is a predicted model, not a curated record. The transcript is spliced from 20 exons. The coding region runs from base 1383 to 3383 and encodes 666 amino acids. Lineage: Eukaryota; Metazoa; Chordata; Actinopteri; Gadiformes; Gadidae.
UAAAUGCUGUGAAGUACAAAAGUUGAAUGUGUUGUGACUAGCAAGAUAGGCUUAUUAGAGUGACAGACUCCAACAGUGUCCAUACAUUCGUGGGUGGAUUAUCAGAUGUCAAACUGCUUCAUUGAAACCUUGAGCUGUUGUAUUGAGUGAGUAGUGAGGACUUUGGGAAUGCCAACCGGUGCCCCUCUUGUUUUGUAUUAAACACGGUGCUGAUAAGGUUGUGCAGACUCAGAUAUGGGUGACUUCGCUGUUACGUAACCUUUACUGAUCCUCUCACCACAUAAACUCCAUGUUUAGUUUUAUAAAGAAAUAUGUGCACAUGAUCUUUAGUUUGGUUUGGUUUGGUUAAGUUUGGUGCGUAUUGUUUUUGCCUGCUUUAAUAUAGUGCAUGCCUCCAUGAUCACGUUUGCAGUAAGGCCCACAUGAUGAACUCAUCAGUUAUCGGAGAACCCUACUGGUCAGUGUUCAGCCUGUUCUCAGCCCCGCUUGGUUCCUACGUUGUGGAUGGACCUGUAAAUCGAGAGCCUCAUAUUGUUCCUACGUUUCAUCUCAACCCUCUACUUGAUCCUAUAGAUUACAAGUUCCUGCACCUUUUUACUCACUGCCCUUAACGACAGAUAAAAAACAUGUCUCUUGUGCUCCAGGGAUUCUUUCACAGAGUCCUAAAAUGGAAAAUAAUAUGCCGGCUUGGGCUAACAAUCAUUUGUUCCAGGAGGAAAGCAGAGACCAGCGAUCUGGGCUUGCAGUUGUACAGUGGCCGGUCUGGGUGUUUCCAUGGUGACUCUGUUAUGACAGGAUCUUAACUAAGCUGGUGAGGUGGAACCCACGCUGCUUCGUACCAGGCAGUAGAUAACCGAUGCCAUGCAGGCUCAGCGAGUGGAAGCGGUGGACCACAGCGACGGCUCACAGACCAGGUACUCCGGAGACGGAGGGUCUUCGGGUCAUCAGCAGCAGCUUCUGACGUCUCCUGAGCUGGUGGUCAUCUCCCCCGGGCUGCCCACCCCUCCGCUGAGCCCCUUCCGCUCUGCCAGACAGCCCUCAGGGGAACACAAGGCAAGCCCCCCUCUCCCAUCAGGUGCACACAACAGUCGAGUUCAAGAGUUCAGUGUACGAGGGUGCCCCCUGGUGGACACGUGGCGUGCUACAUGUGGGAUAUCGGCCGUGAUUUCCAAAAAAACUGAAACUUCUCUAGUCGACUUUUUCCCUGGAGAAUAAAACACAUCCACCCACUCUCAAAUGGAUUUUACAGCUGAAUCACGUAGUCCUGUCGAGAAAAUGUUAAACAAUGGGGAAAAAAUGUGAAACUGCAGUGAAGGGACAUAUUUCAUGUUUAGCAUCAAGAAUGAGGUGAAACUGUUUCCGAUGCUCAUAAACCCUGAGUGAUGGUGGUGUAUGUUCUCAUGAAGGACUCGGAGAUGAACGGGGGCGGUGCCAACACACUGAGCUUCGGAUCCUACUACGGCCCCGCCCAGACUCACGAAGGGGGGCUGACCAAUGGGGUGCAGGCAGGGGGCGGGGCCACUCUGCCUCGCCGGUCUGAGCCAACCAGGGAGGAGAGGCUCAUCAAGUUCCAGGGGAUCGGACCUGUGGACGAAACAGGCAUGCCCAUCGCCUCCAGAACAAGUGUGAACAAGCCCAGGGAAUGGUACAAGAGCAUGUUCCGGCAGAUCCACAGGAAGCCAGAAGAAUCUGACCUGGAGUCUGAGAGCUGGAUCACAGAACGGAUCCAGUCUGCCAGUCCAGACCAGGAGAGGGACUCACAGAAGACAGACUUGUUCAGACUGACCCCCCAUGGAGCCCUGCCAGACUGGACGGAGGAUAUAGACUCUAUAGCCACCCCUAAGCCCAGGAGUAUCUUUGACUUUGAGCCUGGAAGGACCACCACCGUCGAAAACCAUCACCAGCUCUACCAAAUCCAGGAGAAACCGGCCCAGAAGAAACCGCCCCCCCCCUCCAUCGAGGCCAGUCUGGUGUCUGAGCUGAUGAGCUUUGAGGCGGAGCUGGACUCGGACAUCCAGGGCCUGGAGAGAACGCUCUCCCAGAGGACGCGCCGCCAGCGUCCAGGCCGGGGUGAGGAGCCCAGAAGCCAGAAUCCCGGCCCUGUUUCAGCGAUAGGCAGUGCUAACUACAGCUCACUGCCUGCAACCAAGCCGGCGGGAAGACCUUCCCUCAGCGGGCCUGCAGCUUCCGCUCCCAGAACGCUGUCCCCUCACGCAGACGCAGAAGGCCUCUCCUCUGCAUCUGACAGCAUGGACGUCCCACCAAAACGAGAGGAGAAGAAGAUGAAAGCGGCGAGAGUCAAGUUCAAUUUCCAGGCACAGUCCCCCAAGGAGCUGACUCUGCAGAAAGGGGACAUUGUUUACAUCCACCGAAAGGUAGACUCCAACUGGUACGACGGAGAGCAUCACGGCAGAGCUGGGAUUUUCCCCACCACCUAUGUUGAGGUGCUGGCCCCCACGGAGAAGCCCACCCCCAUCAGGACCCCCACCGUCCAGGUGGUGGACUGCGGCGAGGCGGUGGCGCUCUACACCUUCAAUGCGGACCUCCCCGUGGAGCUCUCCUUCAGGAAGGGGGAGCUGAUCAGUGUGACCCGCCGUGUGGACGACAGGUGGCUGGAGGGCAGGAUCCCAGGGACCAGCCGGAGCGGCAUCUUCCCCGCCAACUACGUCCAGGUCAACAAGAUGCCCCGAACAAAAAGCGCCUCAGAGGACCACCCCGCGGGACCCCUGUCUCCACGGGUCCCCCAGUCUCUGGGGUCCCCCCAGCUUCUGGGGUCCCCCCUGUCCCCGGGGUCUCCUGGGCCCCAGAGUCCGGGACGCCCACUCUACUCCCCCCGGCCGCUCUCCCCCCUCUCCCUCCACUCGCCCCUCACCCCCACGUCCCUCAGCCCGGUCCACUCCCCCCUGAAGCCCUCCUCACCCGUCCCCUCGCAGUCACGCUAUCCCGCGCUCACGCCCGCCACCAGAGACACAAACAGCCUGUGGCCCCACGGGGCCCGCGGCCCCACCGGCCCCCAGGGAGGAGGCCAGGCCGGCCAGACCUCGGGGGCCAUGGCCGGGCCCCCAUCGGUCAAGACAUCGGCGGGGCCCUCCCCAGCACGCACUGAGCACUGGCAGGGCGGAGCUCCAGCCCAGCCUCACCCCAACUCCAGCACAGCGCCAAAAACACCAAGAGCGCCAAACAACUACGGCUCCGCUUCGGCACAACGCCCUCCAUACAAAGCUGUGUACAACUACAAACCCCAGAAUACAGAUGAGCUGGAACUGAGGGAGGGGGACAUUGUCCAAGUGAUGGAGAUGUGUGACGACGGCUGGUUUGUAGGUACGUCAGAGAGGACCCACGCCUUCGGGACUUUCCCAGGGAAUUAUGUGGCACCUGUUUAAUAGCACUUGGGUCUAGCCCUCAACACACAGCCACUGCACCUGGGCUGACCAGCAGACUGGUGUUGAGUCUCAUUGCUCGUUUUCACCACCACAGCCGGAGGCGUCCAGCCCCAAGCCUCACCAGCACUGCUCGGAAACUUCAUCUCAUUUCAAUCUGUCACCCAACACCCUGUUAAAAUCCUGCUUGAGUUGAUUUUCCCUGCAUGCUACACGCUGCCCAGAGACUCAGCUGCCCUCUAAUGUCCAGAACAGAGGCUCGGCCAUGAACACUGUGUGAGUUCCCACCACACCUUUCUGCUGUGUGUGUGUGUGUGUGUGUGUGUGUGUGUGUGUGUGUGUGUGUGUGUGUGUGUGUGUGUGUGUGUGUGUGUGUGUGUGUGUGUGUGUGUGUGUGUGUGAGAGAGAGAAAGUAAGUUCACAUUUGUACAUUCAUGUAAGUGUGUGGUGUGUGUGCGUGCAUGCCUGCGUACGUGCGUGCAUACAUACGUGUGUCAGUGUGAGUCUACUAGUCUUUGUGUGUGUGUGUGCAAGUGAAUGAGCAAGCUUCUGGUUGUGUGAGGCAGGAUGUGUGUGUGAGCGUGCCUCUCUUUCUCAGGUGAACAUGUGCAUGCGUGAGUUUAACUGUUGAUAUGUGCACUGUGUGUGUAUUCCACUGAGUGUGCCCCACACACACAAUCACUCUCCCAACCGAGGUAAAGCGGCGGCAAGGUGCACAGAAAAGAAUGUCUUCCCCCAGCUCUGCAGCCACAGACACUUCAGACACUUCUGCGUCCUGCGAACCUCUCUUGUCCCGCAGCUUGUUCUCUGCGAGCUCCUGCUGGAAUCCGUUGACACAGGGAAUGACGCUCCACCGAGAACGCUUCACUUGAACUGUUCACCAUCACCUGAUCACCUGAUCACCUGACCGCUGCCCAAUGGCAGACGCCUGUGAAUAACUAUGUGAGUGCCAUGUUGUGACAUGUGACAUGUCUCUCCCCCCUAACCUUAUGCCUUUCAGAUCUUUGAGAAAAGCCCUGGCUGGGCGAGAUGUCACAUCGCCAUGUCGACGGUCUCUAGACCGCCUCAUACUUAACUCAUCUAACAGUGGGCCCAAUAACAUGUGUUCCUACGUUUACAACAUUGAGAAUCACAACCAGGAUGCACGUGAACGCGUAGGCUAACACCACUUUCAAGUUAUUCAUGUAUUGUUUUACUGUUUGCCUUCAUGAGGAAGUCUGUGUGAAGAUCCGAGCUGUAUGUUCAUCCAUUAAGCUGAAUAUGUGAUUUGAAUGUAACGCAGACAGGAAAUGAUGACACUGUCUGUUAUGAGGUAUAAUAGGAGUCAACAAUAACCUGCCAUUUAAAACGAUAUGUCUGAAGCAGAAAGACAGGCUAACCUUGAGUUGGUUUUCUAUCUUGACUACAAUGUUUUUAGACAAUCCCGCCACCAUUUCCAGCUUAGCUUCUAUAUUCGAUUAUUUAAAUAGCUCUGUACGCUUCUACUGUUCACACUGGCUUAUCGUUUAACUUUAUCACUUUGAAGAGUACACAUAAAAAUGAGUAAAUCAGUUACUAUUGCUCCAAGUAUCAAUUAGUGCGGCAUAGGUAAUGCCGAUCAGGACAGCGAUCCAUAUAUUCAUACAUUCUAUGGUUGAGUAAAGCCCAGGACAUAAAAAAGAUGAUUGUACAGACUAUUACUGUUAUCAAAUGAAUGUAUAAUAUAUUUUGCUUAAUAAAAAGAUGUUUAAAAAAUGUGGUACACAAUAAAACUUUUUUAUUAAUAAAAAAUUGAUUGAUGAUUGA